This is a messenger RNA of Capsella rubella, 1653 nucleotides long. RefSeq lists its product as uncharacterized. Lineage: Eukaryota; Viridiplantae; Streptophyta; Magnoliopsida; Brassicales; Brassicaceae. The coding region runs from base 1 to 1653 and encodes 550 amino acids. The record is from RefSeq and is a predicted model, not a curated record. The transcript has 2 exons.
AUGGCACAAAUGCGCUCGCAGGUCCACUUGGCCAUAAGCGCAGCCCCCGACAUUGAUCGUGUCAUCGAAGAGACCAGGCGUACGCCAUUUACGGACAGAAUCGCAAAGCAACGACUCCGCGACAUGGGUAAGCUACGCCUUCCCGAAUAUGCCGGAACGUCGGAUCCGAGAGCUCAUCUAAGAGCAUUUCGGCUCGCAAUCACGCGCGCCUACCUCACAGAUGAAGAAAGCGAAGCAGGCUACUGCCGAUACUUUGCCGAAAAUCUAGUAGGUCCCACGUUGGAGUGGUUCGCAAGUUUAGAAGCGAGCUCCAUCGAUAGCUUUGAUCAGCUCGCCGCCGCCUUCCUCAAACAGUAUUCGGUCUUUUUCCAGACCAGAACAACGGAAUUGGAUCUAUGGCUCCUGGUACAAGCUAGGGAUCAACCUCUUCGCGAGUACAUAUCCAAAUUCCGAGAGACCAAGGCGCGCAUCGCUAACUUGAAUGACGAAGUGGCACUAGCAGCAUUACGUCACGGCCUUUGGUACACAUCAAAGUUCCGCGAAGAGCUAACCAAGAAGAACGAGCAGCCAAAAGCCCCUUUUCUCGGACCUAGGAAGGGACCCAAGAAAGACUCUUUUGAGCCUGGGCAACACAAUUACGCGGUAGAAGCCACCACAAGAAGCAGAAGCCCAAACUUCGACCCCGAGAAAUUUUGCAAAUUUCAUAAGGUCAGAGGCCACUCCACGGAAGAAUGUCGAAGCGUAGGGCGCCUCCUCGCCAAAAAACACGAAGCUGGAGAGUUUGGCGAUAUCGACCUUGAGUUAGAAGGGGAGAAAGCCAGAGAGGCCGGUCCGGCGGGAACCACCACUACGGCCAAAAGGGACCGAACCAUCGAAGAAGAGGGUUCUCCACCUCCUGCUCCUAAGAAAAGGAUCGACCUUGUCUUCGCCAAUCUCAGACUCUGCCAGAGCAAUACCAAUUCCGUCACCACGCCGCCGCCCGCACCUCGAAAGAACCGCAAUCUUCGAUCCCGCCUACCAAGCAUUUGCACCGAACCAGAAACGGUCAAGCGGGUGGACUACAUCACAGGGGGCUCUUCUCUCUGUCGUAACUCGAUCAAUUUGAUCAAAGCCUAUCAACGCCGACUACGAAAUCACCUUAGAGAAAGGAAACCCCGGUCAGACCCCGACUACGAAAUCACCUUUUGGGAAAGUGAGACCUACGAUCUCGAUAAGCCACACGAUGAUGCUCUGGUCGUCCGCCUCGACGUAGGCAGAUGCGAGCUAUCAAGGAUUAUGAUCGAAACUGGCAGCUACGUGGAUCUCUUAUUCUACGAGGCAUAUAAGCAGAUGGGAUAUCCUGACUCCGAGUUGAGAGGCGCCCGUACUCCACUAACCGGGUUCGCUGGCGACACAACCUUAGCAAAAGGGACCGUACAACUCAUCGUUGAAGCACGAGGAGUACGGAAACUAGUCGACUUUGUGGUCGUAGAACCGUUUAACGCAAUCCUCGGUCGACCCUGGCUAUACGAAAUGAAGGCCGUACCAUCAACGUACCACCAAUGCGUCAAAUUCCCAGCUCGCGGUGGAAUCGCAACCAUUUUCGGAAGCCAACGCACAUCACGAAAAUGUUAUAUGGGCGGAUAUGAAAUCAUCAAUAAAUCCCCCCAAUAG